Molecule: messenger RNA, 297 nt
Organism: Opisthorchis viverrini
Lineage: Eukaryota; Metazoa; Platyhelminthes; Trematoda; Opisthorchiida; Opisthorchiidae
Exons: 3
Source: RefSeq, a predicted model, not a curated record
CACCCAAGAACUGAGGAAGAGAAAGAAAGAAAACUGUUUCCACAAAGGAAAUUACUCAAAAGAUUACUGAAAACUCUUCGACAGCCCACGACCGGUUUUGCCCUUCUUGAGGCUCAUCAGGCGCAACCCCGAAUUUCCGUCAACCUUAUGUUCUACGUGAACCCUAAUUGGACUGUUUUCCAGAAAUACACUAAUUUGCCAAUCAAUUUGGUUUUCACGAGAGACUUAACUGAAUCUCUCGGUUAUGAUGUUCUACAACUGAAUGGAAGCAGUGGACUCGAGUUGCGCUCUUACUAA